AUGAAGACCACUCCAAAGAAAAAGGAGAUGUCCCUACGCCUGCGAGAGUCGCGCAGGGAGGAGCAGAAGACGGAGCGAAGCCAUCAACCGCUGGACGACGAUGCGGAGUCGGAUUUGCCUAUUCGGGGUCGACCCUCUAAGAAGCUCCUGCUCCAGCAACAGCAGCAGCGCCAUUACCAGGUAAAGCCGGAUCCGGAGAUCAGGGCAGUCACUAUGGGAGCGACCGCGAAGCCUUCAACUUCCGCAGAUGCAAUAGUUGACGGAGGAAGUGGAGGGCGCAUCAAGGCUAGGCGAAUGCUCUACAAGAAGAGCGUUAGCGGUAUUGGAUCAACUCAAAAGGCUCCCGGCGAGUCCUAUGUGAUGCGCCUGUUCGAGCGUAGUUUAGAUCUCUCGAAAUACCAAGAUGGCACUCCAUUGUAUCCCAUUUGCCGUGCCUGGAUGGCAAAUCAGCCAAGAAAUCCCGCCGUGGCCGCCUUUCAAACAGAGGGGACUGUUCCUGGUACCAAACGCGAAGACAAUGGCAAAGAGAUCAUUUCUAAAUUAAAAAGCGGUGAGAUGAAGACGCUCACACACCUGCCGCAGCCAAAGCCCACGGAUUUGCCUGUCAUCCCGCCACGUUUGGAGUUUAGUCAGGAAGAAAAGAAACGGGAAAAGGCUCUAGAGGGUGCCAGUGCUUUCGAUCUGCUUGCCUCCAAUGUGACUCGUUGGAAGAAGGUGCGCGGACAUUGGUUAAGACAUGCCUAUAAAUACGACAAGGAGCGCUAUGAAGAUAUUGAUCAGAUUAUGGACCUGUUGUGCAAGAACAAAUGAUGCACGAAAAGGAAUCUGAAAAGGGAACGGAAAACGAACAAUGCUGAUUAUUAAAAGAGGCAUAUUAUAAUGAUCAUACCCGAUUCUGUUACCAUUAACUUGAAUAAAUCCUUAUUUGUAUGCAUA
This is a messenger RNA of Drosophila eugracilis, 936 nucleotides long. RefSeq names its product protein lin-37 homolog (gene mip40). Lineage: Eukaryota; Metazoa; Arthropoda; Insecta; Diptera; Drosophilidae. Gene Ontology annotation, biological process: negative regulation of transcription by RNA polymerase II. The record is from RefSeq and is a predicted model, not a curated record. Gene Ontology annotation, cellular component: transcription repressor complex; Myb complex. The transcript has a single exon. Bases 1 to 810 code for a protein of 269 amino acids.